AUGGAGGCUAAUUUUGCAGCCUACGAUGUUGAGCUGAUCUUGUGGGACUAUCGUGGAUCCUCUGGGGAGCCUCAACAACAUCAUGAUGCUGACGAGGCAGAGAAGAGUCUCUCCAGAUCAGAACACCUCAAGAAACACCAGCGGAAACCCACAGGAAAGAAAUCUCACCACUGCUCUGACUGUGGGAAAAGUUAUUUAAGAUCAGAUUCACAAAAAAUACACCAGAGAAUACAAACUGUAGAGAAAUCUUACAGACCUUAUAACUGUUAUCAGUGUGGGAAGAGUUUUACUUCAUCUAGCCAUCUGACUGUACACCAGAGAACACACACAGGAGAGAAACCUUAUAGCUGUGAUCAAUGUGGGAAGAGUUUUGUUACAUCUAGCAGUCUGACCAUACACCAGAGAACACACACAGGAGAGAGACCUUACCACUGCUCUGACUGUGGAAAGAGUUUUGUUAUCUCAGGAAAUUUAACAUCACACCAGAGAACACACACAGGAGAGAAGCCUUAUAGCUGUAAUCAAUGUGGGAAGAAUUUUUCUCACUCAGGCAACCUGAUAGCACACCUGAGAAUACACACUGGAGAGAAACCUCAUUGCUGCUCUGACUGUGGGAAGAGAUUCAUCUUUUUAGCAGAUCUUAAAAUACAUCAGAGAAUCCAUACAGGAGAAAAACCUUACCAUUGCUCUGACUGUGAAAAUAGUUUUGUUUCAUCAAGACAUUUAAAAUCACACCAGAGAACACACACAGGAGAGAAGCCUUAUAGCUGUGAUCAAUGUGGGAAGAGUUUUGUUACAUCUAGCAGCCUGAAAACACACCAGAGGACACACACAGGAGAUAAACCUUAUAGCUGUGAUCAAUGUGGGAAGAGUUUUGUUACAUCUAGCAGUCUGACUAUGCACCAGCGGACACACACAGGAGAGAAACCUUAUAGCUGUAGUCAAUGUGACAUGAGAUACUCUGCUAAAAGAUCUCUGAUCAAACAUCAGAAAAUACAUACAUGAAGUUGUUUCAUGAUAUCAAUGAAAUAAUGUCACAAUGUAGAAUGUUUUAACAUUGUAGUAGGAGUAUUUUAAUGAUGUUCUGUUGAUUUAAGUGUCAUAUGGAUAUUAGCCUCAUCAGGGGAAAAUCCAGGCUCUGAAUUGAAAGAUUACUAUUUUACCAAAGAAGUGUUGUGUUACACUUACCUCGUUGGUGACCCACUUGAAUUAAAAUGCAUCACUUCAAAAUGUAGCUAGCUGUUUGCUACAAAUUGUCCUCUGACCAGUGAUGUACACAUUAUUCCCAGAUUCCGUGUGGUUUUUGAGCUGUUAGUUUCAUUUUGGAGACAUAUAAUUUAAACGCAUCACUCCAAAAUGUAGCGUACUGUCUUCUGCAGGUUGUCCUCUAACCAGUGAGGUAGAAGAUAUCUC
This is a messenger RNA of Salvelinus namaycush (lake trout), 1413 nucleotides long. RefSeq names its product gastrula zinc finger protein XlCGF17.1-like. Lineage: Eukaryota; Metazoa; Chordata; Actinopteri; Salmoniformes; Salmonidae. The record is from RefSeq and is a predicted model, not a curated record. The coding region runs from base 1 to 1005 and encodes 334 amino acids. The transcript is spliced from 2 exons.